AAAAAACUGUGACUACAUUUUAUAAAAUAAGGCUUUGAAACCAAACAUUUUUUGUAAUUAAUAUUAGGGGAACAACAUCCCCUACUUUUAUCCAGGAGAUUCUCACAUAAUUCUGAGAUAUGUAUUCUUAUUUUACAGUAAUAAAAGGGAGAGAUGUUAAGUGACCUACCUGAAUUAACACCACAAGUAAUUGGCAGAACUGUGAUUCAGCUCACAUCUGUCUAACCCCAAAGUGGAAUUUGAGUCUCAAGUGGGAUUUUGAGUUAGUCUGUGAGGGCAUAGGAUUGGGGUUCUGGAUUGUGAAUGAUUGAAUUAAACUGUGGAAGUAAUAAAGGAUAAUUGUUAUAAAUGGGAAAAUUAAGCUGUGAAAAACCUGUCUUUAACUCACCAUUUCCUUUUUAUCUUUGGUUAUCUGCAGAUAAAGAUCUACUCUAGACUGUAGAAUGCUUCUUUAUAAUGGAUUUCACCAUGACGAGCAAAAAUCAAAUUAAAGUAGAUCUUGUAGAUGAGAAUUUUACAGAAUUAAGAGGAGAAAUAGCAGGACCUCCAGACACACCAUAUGAAGGAGGAAGAUAUCAACUAGAGAUAAAAAUACCAGAAACAUACCCAUUUAAUCCCCCUAAGGUCCGGUUUAUCACUAAAAUAUGGCAUCCUAAUAUUAGUUCCGUCACAGGGGCUAUUUGUUUGGAUAUCCUGAAAGAUCAAUGGGCAGCAGCAAUGACUCUCCGCACGGUAUUAUUGUCAUUGCAAGCACUGUUAGCAGCUGCAGAACCAGAUGACCCUCAAGAUGCAGUAGUAGCAAAUCAGUACAAACAAAAUCCUGAAAUGUUCAAACAGACAGCCCGACUCUGGGCACAUGUGUAUGCUGGAGCACCAGUUUCUAGUCCAGAAUACACCAAAAAAAUAGAAAAUCUAUGUGCUAUGGGCUUUGAUAGGAAUGCGGUAAUAGUGGCCUUGUCUUCAAAAUCAUGGGAUGUAGAGACUGCAACAGAAUUGCUUCUGAGUAACUGAGGCAUAGUGAGAGAGCUGCUGAUAUAGUCAAGCUUGCCCUUCUUGAGGAGCAUCAACAUCUGUUAUUUUUAGGAUUCUGCAUAGAUUUCUUUUAAACUGGCAUUCUUGCCUAAUGUUGUUAUCUAGGCACCAUUGGAGACUGAAAAAAAAGAAAAUCCCUGCUCUGUAAAUAAAGCUAAUUAAACGUCUGUGUAAAUUUAAAAAGGGGAAAUACUUUAAUUUUUUUCUUAAUAGUGUAAAAAUUCUUUGAGCUAAGCGAAACCAUGGAAAAAACAUGCUACUUUAGUGUUUAGCAGUGUACCAAGACUAGCAAGAGUUUGCUUCAGGAUUUUGUUGAAUAAUUAAGAUAAUACUUUGAGUGUGUCAGGACCAUUCAAAUUGUUGGUGUUGCAUCACAGCUACCUUAACUGUUUUUAACAUGGAUCCUCUGUGCCUGUGAAUUUACUUGCAUGCUUGUACUUGACUUCUUAGAAUGGGUAGCUGAAAAGACCACCAUAUUAAGCAUUUGAGAAUUCUUAAGUAUGAGAUUUAUCCAGAAUUGAAGAUGGUGACCUAUUCAGAGCCUUUUUGUCCUAGUCAGCAACUUGGGACACCAUAUUUAUUUUCCCCCUCUUACACACACAGCUAAGCUAAAUACUCUAAUAGUAAAUUCUUUGGGAAAUGUGCCGAGGGGCAGUAUCCCUUGCUCCAUUUUUAGGUCAUCCUUGUGGAAUGUUUUGUCACAAUUCUUUACUCUUAAAAACGUUCCUAUGUUAACUAGUAGUGUAGAAAUGGAGCUGCCAAUUUUGUUUCUCUUGCAAAACUGGUAAAUACUUGAUGUUGUAAUAUUCCCGAGAUUUAAUGAAAGAACCCAACUAAGUUUUUUCAAGUGAAUUUGACGUCUUUCUACUUUUAAGCUGAUGAAAUUUUUCUUUGAGAACUUGAAAGGAUGAAAUCAACUGUUUUUUGUUUUUUAGCCUAAUUUUGGCUUUAUAGAGAUUGCUUUUUUAGAUACUUUAAAAGUCACUCUUGCUUACAUUUCCCCCUAUUUACACAUGAAAGCUGUGUUGGUGUUUUACUGUACAUACUUCAGAUGCACAUAGGAAUAGAAGUGUGUUAUAAAUCUAGCUUUCUUUAUGAUGUUUCUGAUAAUAUGAAAAUUGAAAACUUUACCUUGUACAUAGUCAGACUUCCUAUUCGUAUAAAAGUUACAUUUUGUUCUAAGUUCUAAAGUUUCAAAAUUAUUAGUUUUGCAGCUCAAACACUAACGUGACCAUUUUGUGAAGGUAGAAAUGGAUUUAUGCAGGCAAUUCUAUACAUAGAAACACAGUGCUUAUUAAAUAUCCAGGACCAAUGCAAAUAAUAAAAAUGUAAUAGAACCAGAAUGAAUUAAAGUAAGGCUGUAUAUUGAAAGUCCUAUUAUAAAAGGUUUGCUUUUUUCAAGUGUUAUUUAUCCUAAAUUAUAAUUGUUAAGUGUUUGGGAAACAAUUUUGAACCAUAAAUCUAGCAUAAUUUCAUUUGACUUCUCAAUAAUCUUAGAAGCAAUAAAAGAAACCAUUGUUAAAUAUAUUGUAAUGUUAAAGAUGUGAUGGUUCUUCCAAAAACUUGUAAGGCUUUCCUAAUCAAUAGUAAACUCUUGUAGUUGAUAUUAUUGCAUACUAAACACAA
Molecule: messenger RNA, 2658 nt
Organism: Pteronotus mesoamericanus
Lineage: Eukaryota; Metazoa; Chordata; Mammalia; Chiroptera; Mormoopidae
Gene: UBE2K
Product: ubiquitin conjugating enzyme E2 K
Exons: 7
Coding region: 457-1011 (184 amino acids)
Biological process (GO): protein polyubiquitination; proteasome-mediated ubiquitin-dependent protein catabolic process
Cellular component (GO): nucleus
Molecular function (GO): protein binding; ubiquitin conjugating enzyme activity
Source: RefSeq, a predicted model, not a curated record